Messenger RNA from Tribolium madens (black flour beetle), 1677 nucleotides. Its product is annotated as histidine-rich protein PFHRP-II-like. The record is from RefSeq and is a predicted model, not a curated record. The transcript has 9 exons. Lineage: Eukaryota; Metazoa; Arthropoda; Insecta; Coleoptera; Tenebrionidae. The coding region runs from base 28 to 1614 and encodes 528 amino acids. Gene Ontology annotation, cellular component: extracellular matrix.
UUGAAGCAUUCAAGCGAAACAAACACAAUGUACACCAAGAUCGUGAGUUUUGCUGCAAUGGUGGCUUUUGUGAGCGCCGCCCCCCAGUACCACCACGGCCCAACCGCCUCCUACACCGUUAAACAACAACACACCUAUCACCACACCCCCGUUGUUGCCGUGCAUGCCGCCCCCGUCCACGUCCCUGUCGUCCACGCCGCCCCCGUAAUCCACGCCGCCCCCGUAGUCCACGCCGUCCCUGUCGUCCACGCCGCUCCCAUCCAUCAUGAAGAACAUCAUUAUGCCCAUCCGAAAUACGAGUUCAAAUAUGGUGUUGAGGACCACCACACUGGGGAUAUCAAACAACAACAUGAAACUCGUGAUGGGGAUGUUGUCAAGGGUGAAUACUCCCUCCAUGAACCCGAUGGUACCAUUUUGACCGUCCACUACACUGCCGAUAAGCAUAAUGGGUUCAAUGCUGUUGUUGAGAGGAAAGGUCAUGCUGCCCAUCCUCAACAUGUUGCCAAAGCUCUAGUCAUUGCCAUUUUCGCCUUGAUGGCUUUGUACACCCAAGCCAUCCCCAUCGGCGAGGCCACUUCCUACGCCACUGUCACCCAACACCAACAACACCACCAAAUCCAGGCUUUGGUCAAAGCCACCCUUCCUGUAGCUGUGCACACCCUUCAUGCCGCUCCUGUGUUGGUACAACAAGCCCAUCACACUGUAGACUACCACACCCAUCCAAAAUACGCCUUCAAAUACGGAGUUGAGGACCACCACACUGGAGAUAUCAAGUCGCAGGAAGAAACCAGAGAUGGGGAUGUGGUCAAGGGUGAGUACUCCGUCCACGAACCCGAUGGUACCAUCUUGAAGGUUCAAUACACCGCCGAUAAGCACAAUGGGUUUAACGCUGUGGUACACAGAGAAGGACACGCCGCCCAUCCCCAACAUGUCACCAAGGCUCUCUUGGCAAGCCGUAUAAAAAGACAAGUGGAGGAUGCUCCAAGUCAGUCCACUCUUAAACUUUUCAACAACAUGUUCGUUAAGGUUUUUGGCAUCGCGGUGUUGGUGGCUUGUGCCCAAGCUUUGGGUGAACAUGGCCACGCCACUUCGUACGCCUCCUUCUCGCAACACAUCGGGGCUGUCGCCGCCCCCAUCGCCAAAAUCGCCGCCCCCGUUUACACCGCACAUGCCGCCCCUUUGAUCGCCUCGCACGGUAGCUCCUAUUCCAGCUUGUCUUACGCUGCCCCCGCCCUGCACGCCGCUCCUCUACUUCACGCCGCCCCCGUUGUACACGCCGCCCCCGUUGUACACGCCGUCGCAGUAGAGCAAUAUGCCCACCCCAAGUACGACUUCAGCUACGGUGUAGAGGACCACCACACUGGCGAUAUCAAGUCGCAGCACGAAACCCGCGAUGGGGACGUCGUCAAAGGUUCCUACUCCGUGGUUGACCCAGAUGGUACCCACAGAACCGUCCAUUACACCGCCGACCAUCAUAACGGUUUCAACGCUGUGGUUGAACGGUCUGGACAUGCUAUCCACCCUGCCAAGGCUAUAAUUGCCGCCCCCGUGGCUAAAGCUGUGGUCGCCGCCCCCUUGCAUGGUUUGGGUCUUGGUGCUUAUGGACAUUACUAGACUCAAAUAUCUUACUUUAUAGAGUUUUUAUUCUUGUACAAAAUAUUAAAAGUUUAUUUUUGA